GGUGGUAGGGACACAAGGAGUCCCGAAGUCCUGGUCUUUCCUUUUGGUUUGUCUCUUCAGUCACAUUCCACCCAGAGGAAUAACAGGACCUUUCAAAACAGGAAGCCAACCAAGAGCCAGACUCAGGGAAAACCCGCGGCCAGGCCCCAGGUCCGCCCGGGCAUCUCUGGGGAGCGGCGCUUUGCGUCAUGUGGGGACCGCCCCUUGUGAGGCCCGGGCACUGCGAGUUCAGAGGUUUUGGCGACAGUGGUGGAAGCAGGAUUUCCGCGGUUGUGUAACGCGCGAGGUGCGGUGGAGAGGCCGGGGCUCCGCAUCCCCACGCGCCUCGAGCAGCCGCGCCAUGGCCGGGAACUGCGGGGUCCGCGGCGCGCUCUCGGCGCACACGCUCCUGUUCGACUUGCCGCCCGCGCUGCUGGGCCAGCUGUGCGCGGUCCUGGACAGCUGCGACGGCGCGCUGGGCUGGCGCGGCCUGGAGCGACUUUCAAACAGUUGGCUGGAUGUUCGUCAUAUUGAAAAAUAUGUAGACCAAGGUAAAAGUGGAACAAGAGAAUUGCUGUGGUCCUGGGCACAGAAGAACAAGACUAUCGGUGACCUUUUACAGAUUCUCCAGGAGAUGGGGCAUCAUCGUGCCAUACAUUUAAUUACAAACCACGGGGCAGGCUUGAAUCCUUUCGAGCAGAGUCAUCAGGAGCAUGGAUUUCCAAACAUAUCCAAGGGAACAGUCAAUGUCACAGCGGAUGAUGUUUGUAUUCCUGAACAUAAUGAAAAAGGAAUAUUGCUUGAAUCCUCCAUCAGCUUCCAGAAUAUCAUAGAAGGAACCAAACAUUUCCACAAAGACUUCCUGAUUGGAGAAGGGGAUAUUUUUGAGGUAUACAGAGUGGAGAUUCAAAACCGAACAUACGUUGUUAAAUUAUUUAAACAGGAGAAAAAAAUGGAAUUUAAGAAAUACUGGAAGAGAUUUUUAUCUGAGCUUGAAGUUUUAUUACUGUUUCGUCAUCCGAACAUACUAGAGCUGGCUGCGUAUUUUACAGAGACUGAGAAGUUCUGCCUGGUUUAUCCAUAUAUGAGGAAUGGAACACUUUUCGACAGAUUACAGUGUGUAGAUAACACGGCCCCGCUCUCUUGGCACAUUCGAAUCAGCAUAUUAAUAGGUGUGUCCAAAGCUGUUGGGUACUUGCACAACACCCAGCCGUGUUCAGUCAUCUGUGGCAAUAUAUCAAGCACAAACAUACUUUUGGAUGAUCGGUUUCAAGCCAAACUAACUGAUUUUGCCAUGGCACACUUCCGACCCCACCCAGAGAAUCAGAAUUCUACUAUAAAUGUGACCACCAGCAGCAGGAAACAUCUGUGGUACAUGCCAGAAGAGUAUAUCAGACAGGGGAAGCUUUCCGUUAAAACAGACAUCUACAGUUUUGGAAUUGUAAUAAUGGAAGUUCUGACAGGCUGUAAAGUGGUAUUAGAUGAUCCCAAACAUGUUCAGCUGCGGGAUCUCCUUAUGGAAUUGAUGGAGAAGAGAGGCCUUGAUUCAUGCCUCUCAUUUGUAGAUAAGAAAGUACAUCCCUGUCCUCGGAACUUCUCCGCCAAGCUCUUUUCUUUGGCAGCCCAAUGUGCCGCAACUCGGGCAAAGUCAAGACCAUCUAUGGAUGAAGUCCUGAAUGCUCUUGAAAGUUCACAAGCCAGCUUAUAUUUUGCAGAAGAUCCUCCCACAUCACUGAAGUCCUUCAGGUGUCCUUCUCCUCUAUUCUUGAAUAAUGUACCAAGUAUUCCAGUGGAAGAUGAUGAAAGCCAGAAUAAUCAUUUGCCACCUUGCGAUAAAGGUUUGAGAAAAGAUGGACUAACUCAGAAAAUUCCCUUUGAAUGCAGCCAGUCUGAGGUCACAUUUCUGGGUUUGGACAGAAAGAGAGGGAGGGAGAGAAAUGAGGAUGCUUGCAACAUGCCCAGUUCUUCUUGUGAAGAAAAUUGGUCUUCAGAGCACAGAGCUUCAUCUCAGAGUUUAAAGGCCACUGAGGUGAAUUUGGACUCCUUUUUAGAAGCUUCAGGCCAUCCUUCCAGCAGCAGGCUAGUGGAGCCUGGAUACUCCUCUGAAUUUUCUUGUAAUAAACAUGAACCAUACAAAAAGGAUUAAAGUUCCCAGAAGGUAAAGGAAAAAAACAAGUGUUGUUGAGGCACUUGAGCAAAGGUACCACCUUGGGAAGACAUGGUCUCUUUAACUGAGGCCAAGAGAAUGGCUGGUGGUGAAUUUGGGGUAAUACAGAUGAACAAUCUGGACAAUUUCAUUCCUUUCUUUUCGACCCCCCAAAACAGAGUGGCUUAAACAAAUGUUUUAUCAGAGUAAUUGCCUCAUGAUCAAACCAAGACUAAAUUAGAGCUAUUCAGAAUUGCUCAAGAUCCUGGGUUCUGACUUCAGCAAAAAAAACAUUCCAAACCUACCGAAGAGGGACUGGAUUCUCAUGUCUUCACCAUCUGGUCAAAGUGAGUCUGUAGAACCUCCCACUGCAAAGGACAUUCAGUUGGAUUCUGUUGUUUGGUUUAGCUUGCUUAGGAGGUAGCAGGAAAUGUCUAAUUUGUCAGUGUUAACAGAUACCUUUUGAAAGAACUGUCUUUUUAUUGUGAUCAACCCUUAGUAUUUUUCUGUUCAUCCCUGUCUGAAAACAAGUCAGGCUCGCCCUUGGCUAGGGUGUACUCGUGUAGCAAGGAUUCUUGCCUAAGAUCUAUAUUUCUAUAUUUAAACUCUUAGGAUAACUUAUUAUAUAAUCUAAUUGUUGAUUAUUAUUAUAGAUUUUUACUAACUCAGAGACCUAUUAUAUCUUGAGCAAAGUAUAUGAUAUUUUAAUCAAUAAUUUUUGUUCCAGAAAAUGACUGGUCAGCAGUCUAGGUCAACUUCUGAUUGGUUCUAUUUGUGCCUUCCAGCCUGUGUCUCCCCUCUUGCUGCUUCCUGCAGCUUCCCUUUUGAUGUCCUACCCAGUUUUCAGGCUCUGCAAAACUGCCAUCCUCCAGGAAACCUCCUAAAUCUCUCCAGCCAGAAGGACUCACUUUAUCAGCAUUUCUAUAGCAAUUUCUUUGAAUUUCUCUUUUAUGCUUUUCACUUUCUGAGUUGUAUCAAAAUUGUUGUAUCAUCUUAUCUGUUACCUGAUUAAUAACUCCCUUUGUUUUCUGUUUAACAGGACAUCACAAAUUUGGUAGCAUUAAUUAUUUUACAGUUCUGCAUAUCAGAAGUCCUUGGCAAACCUUUUGGAGGCUCUAGAGAGAAUUCCUUGUCUUGCCUCUUCCAGCUCUUUGAGGUCACUUGCAUUCCUUGGCUCAUGGUCUCUUUCUCCAUCUUCAAAGUCACCAGUGUAGCAUAUUCAAACCUCUUUCUUCCCCCCAUCCCUUCCCCUCAUCCUCUCUCUCUGUUCUGAAGUCUUCUUUUUUUUUUUUUUUUUGUGAUGCUGGGGAUUGAACCCAGGGCCUUGUGCUUGUGAGGUAAGCGCUCUACAAACUGAGCUAUAUCCCCAGCCCCUGAAGUCUUCUUCAUUACCUUUCUCUUGCUCUGGCCCUCCUGCCUCUCUCUUAUAAAACCCUGUGAUUGCAUUGGGCCUACUCAGAUAAUCCAGGAAAAUUUCUGUGUUUCAGGAUUCUUAAGUUACUUGCAUCUACAAAUUCCAUUUUUCAUGUAAAAUGACAUACACACAAGUCACUGGGAUUAGGACAUGGAUGUCUUUGUGGGGGCUUUGCUUUAUCACAGUCCCUGAGUGUGUAAGGGCCACGUCUUUAGGACUUAGCAUCAGACUCCUCAGAGCAGGUAUAGCCUUACAAGUUAAGUUGAAUUAAAUUAUAGAUAUGAACCCAAAUAAUAAACUCAAAUAUAAUUAACAUUUCUGAGUAAAUUAAUAAAGUAGGGAUAAUGAACAAUGGAUAGACAUUCAAAGAAAACCAUUUUCAGAGAAUUUACAGAAUCUCCCUGUCCAGGAAGCUAACUAUAAAAACUGUAACUUUUUGUGUCAGAGAGGAAUGGACUGUGAAUUUUUUUUUUUUUUUUUUUUUUUUUUGGAGAGUCAAUGUGGUUGGGUUAAUCAUAUUCAGAUUGGAGCCUGAGUUCAAGAACAGCUAAUCACAGAAAAAGAAUCAUCAGGAACAGGUUCAGGCAAAUAGACCAAGGUCAAAAACAUGUAAUUAAACUUCUCUAAAAAGGCCUGAACUGAGGUUAAAAACAGAGUAGGACUUAGCCUGAUCAACAGGUCAAAUGCAGGUCCCAGGUAAGCAGUUAGGAGCAUCCAUGUUCACAGGCUGCAGGGUUCCUGGCUGCUGGUGCUGACUUCCCAAGUGAUCAGCACAUAUGUGUUCAUACUACUCCUGAGCUGCCUACUUGUUUUCUAGGAAUUUUAAUUAUUGUGCCUUGUCUGAGUUUGAUCACUCUUGAUCACAUGUGUUAAUGAAACAAGGCAGCAAAAAUCUUCAGCGUUGGACUCGUAUGUUGCAAACCAUUCUGAGGCAACGUACUCCAUCUUAGAGAUGUGGUUUGAAAGUAUAUUGACUGAAUAGAGAAAAUUAGCCUGGAAUCAUGUAAAAAUACCAUUAAUAAUCCACAAAAUAGAAAAUUAAGAAUUGAUUAUGUUAAAUUUUUUUACUUUGAAUCUAUCAGACACCCUCUGGACCUUUUAUGAAAUGUCAUAAGGAAGCUCUGAUUAACACCAGACUUGUACAGUUACUCAGUACACACGUAAUCUGUAGGUAUUGUGUUGACCUGAACUUGUUUAGUUGACCGAAACAGGGUUUGUCAAACUUCAGUGUGUAUCAAAAUGACAUGGAAGUCUUGAUAAAAACAUGCCCCCAACCAUCUUCUAAUAUAUUUUUUCUGGGGUUAAGAGUUUGCCUUUUAACAGCUUCCCAGGAGAUGUUGAUCCUGCUGAUAUGAAACCUAUUCCUUGGAAACCACUGCAUUAAACUUUUCUCCAAUUACUGUACAUUGGCAGAUUCUAACUGUGUAUGAGAAAAAAAUUAUUUUUUUUAUAUUCCCUAGGAUGUAGGCUAGCUUGGAGUAGGAGCUAGAAAUAUUAUUGAUCAAUGAUCUUAUUGACUAGAUUAACUUUCUAAAGUAUGAUUAUUUUGCAUAUCUUGAAGACCAAGUCAGAUUAGCUGGCAGUGAUCUGAUUAAUGAUGUGAUCAGCAGAGGCAACUGUGAUAGAAAAGGACCUAAAUCUCCUAUUGAAUGAUUCAGUCCUCCUGACUAGAUUUGCCUGCUAGGGAGAGCAUUGAUGAAUGUUAAUUGAGAGUAAUUAAAUCUUGCAUCCUGCUAUGGGUCAUCAGAGGAUAACCCCAUGGUUUCUUUAUGUGCAGACUAAGAUACAUGAAGAAACUAAGAAUGAGCCUCCAAGCUCUGAGCAGCAAAGAUUGGAUUUCAGUAAAGAAUUUCACUUAUCUUCACCCUUGUAAUAUGCUGUGGGCUGUCCUCCAGGCAGAUCCUAUUUACUGUGCUUCUUGGGAUUUUUGUCCCAUUGUAUAAUGCUCCAAAACAUGGAGAAAAUAUUCUUUUGUUUUGAAAAUGGGUAUGGGAUUUCUGACAUAAUCAAUUUUAUCGACUUCUUGAGAGUUGUAAUGAUCUGUGACUCACUGCAUAACAGUGUAGUUUUAUGAGGUGGUACAUCAGACUGUGUCAGACAACUUUUAAGAUUUGUGGCCCAAUGAGUAUAGGAAGUGAGGUUUAUCAUGAGUAGCAUUUGCUAAGCGUUCAUUAGAAUCAAGGUACUGUGUUAGUUGCUUAGGUUACAAGUAAAGUACAAACAAUUUAGUAAGGAACAAAGGACAGCUACCCAAGUUACCUGCACAGUUGCUUUUGUGAUUUGAACCACAAACCAGUGGAUGAAAGCUAAUGCUGAAAGGGGGAAUGAAGAAUGGAAUACUGUGCACUUUCAAGGGGGCAAAGAAGACUUCUUGGAAUAGUUUCCUGAAAAGAGAGGAAGGAUUAAGAGAAAUAGAAAAGGUCACUGAAGAAGCACCCCAGAAACAGGGGCCCCAAUCCUCCUAGAUCUCUGCAUGACCCAUCUCUGAAGCUGGAAGGAUGGGGUGGGGUGGAGGAAUCUAGCAUGUUUCUGCAUGUUCAACCCUCACAGCCUCCCCAAGGUGUGAAUCCCACCCACAGGUGAGGAAACUGGCUCCCAGAAGUUGAAGAACUGACCUAAGUUCCCCCCAGAUUUGGAGGAGAAGGCAGGAUCUGUCUAACUCCAAAUGUGGUUCUCUUUCUUGCACUCUGCAUUACACAGAGGAGCCACUGUGGGUUCAAGAUCAGAUUCAAAGGAAUGAGUAUGAAAAGUCAUUUGUUGAUUCCACUAAUUUUUUGUAGGCACACAAAACUUGUUAUUACUUCUGCUUUCUUCACCAUUCUGAUCCUCUGCUAUACACAUGGCCUCUGCAGUUAGUUGACGUGAGUUAAGUGUGUUCAUCAAUGCAUUGAAAAAAUACUUAUCAGUGGCCUCGUUUGUGUCAGGCACUGUUGUAGUAGCAGUGAAGGUCAAAACCACCAGGAACCCUGUCUUCACAGAGCUUAUAUUUGAGUGAAUGCAUGCUCUCCAGUCUUAGGUCUCGCUACAAGCUCUUCCUAAGGGAUUGGGAACUUUUCUUCUUGCCCUGUUGUAUUCUCAUAACCCGAGAGUGGCCUGUAGCUUCUCUAUUAGUGUGCACUAAGCAGUCUGUGACAUGCUAGGGGGCAAUCAUGAUAGCCCCUAUUCUUCUAUUAACUCGUGGUUUCUUCAGGGCAUUUAUUUAGUACCAGUGGUGUCUUCAGCAUGCUUCUCUCAAGGGGUCUGUAAAACCCCCCAAACCUCACCUCACAUCACAAAAUACUGGAAUUGCCAAUUUGGUUAACUUUCCUCCUGCACAAAACUGAAGUUCCCUGAGGGCAGAGGCUAUGUCCUGCUCAUUUUUGUAUCCUCCUUGGGUAGCACAGUACCUGGCAUGUAAUGUGGCCCAAUAAAUAUCUGUAAAAUGAAUGAAUCAAAUAGUUCUUUAAAACUUCUUCAAACUUAUUGAUAUCUAGUCAAGACUGCCAUCUAUAUUUUACACAAAGUUGUCUUUCUGGUAUCCAAAAUAUUAUCAAUCAUUUGCUUAAAUGAUUUCAUUUCACCAUUCUUGGGUAAAACUCAUGAAUUUCAAAUACUAAUAUCUGAUUUAUCUUUGAAAAUGGAUAUUAUAUAUGUUAACAUCAGUUUGCUCAAUGGUGGAAAAUAUUCCCAAACCAUUUCUAAGCAAUGAUAAAACAUUUUUGACAGGGAAUAAACUGAUAUUUGUUGUGUUUUGUUCCUGUCUUUCUAUCCCAGUUAUUUAUUUAUAUUUGAUGGUCCAUGACCUUGACUUGGAAAUAUUUUAUGCCAAAGAUAUAUAUUGCCUGUCAAACUUACAAACCUUCUCAUGGAUGUCACUGACAUUGUUGCAAACUUUAAAGACAUCUCUAUAAAUAGCCAGAGAAAAAUCAUAGGUGGUUUUUGUUUGUUUGUUUUCUCCUUAAUUUAAAAAUAUUCCCAGAGACAAACAUUAAUUAAAAUAGGAGGUAAGAAGGUAGAAAAAUCUUACUUGCAGGCGAUGCAGGCUCAGUUAAUAUUGUUGUAUCUAGUAAUAUGCUGGUUUAUUCAUAUAUCAUUUAAGUUUUAGAUAACUUAUUGAACUGGAUUCUGUUACUAUGGGGUCAAGAAAAAUGAGCCAGAAAGAAGUUGACUCUUGUCCUGAGUCACAUAACUGUUGGCACGGGAAUACAAACUGAAACCCUUUUAACCAAGUUCAGAAAACAUCUGCCCUGAAAAAGAUAUAAAAAAUUAAAAGUAUCUCCUAUUUGCAAAUGAAAACAACUAAUAACUACAUGUGUGAUUUUUAUUUUCUUUUCCUUUUCUUAAGUUUAUCCUCCCAGAUUGGCAAAGAUUAAAGCUGUUGACAAGAAUACAUGCAAAUGGGCAUUCUCAUUCACUGUUGGCAGGAAUGAAAAUUGGUUCAACCUUCCUAGAAAGCAAUUUGGCAACAUGCAGCAGAAAUUUCAAUGAUGACACAAUUUUACCCAGCAGUUUGUUUAAGAGUUUAUCUUAAUCAAUAAAAAUCACAGAAGUGUAUAAACAUGAGCCCAAAGAUGUAUCUCAUGAUGUCUAUGAAACUAAAACAUUGGAAAUAACCUAAGUAUCCCAAGUAGAAGAUGGGUUAAAUAAAACGUAUCACAUGUAUAAAAUUAAAUUGUAUGUGAUAGCUAUUAAAAAUUAUUUAGAUCUAUUUUAUUGCUAUGGAAAUUUGUCCCUGAAAUAUUGUUAUGUGAAAAAGCAGACUACAAAGUAGCAUGUUUAAUAGGAGCCAUUUUUAACAUUGGAUAUCUUUUAAAUGAUACAUGUUUCUCAGAGAGCUCUUUUCCAAAUGUUAAUGAUGUUUUUACUCUGGGCUGUGGUAUUUGGGUGAUCUUUACUUUCUUUAGACCUUUAUGUAUUUGAAAAUUUUAUAAUGAGCAUGUAUCUUUUUUAUUAUCAGAAAAGAAUAAAGCUAUUUUUUAGUUUGGAAGAAAAAUCA
Messenger RNA from Sciurus carolinensis (gray squirrel), 8514 nucleotides. RefSeq names its product interleukin 1 receptor associated kinase 3 (gene Irak3). Gene Ontology annotation, molecular function: ATP binding; protein binding; protein serine/threonine kinase activity. The transcript has 12 exons. The record is from RefSeq and is a predicted model, not a curated record. Gene Ontology annotation, biological process: intracellular signal transduction; negative regulation of tumor necrosis factor production; protein phosphorylation. The coding region runs from base 341 to 2125 and encodes 594 amino acids. Lineage: Eukaryota; Metazoa; Chordata; Mammalia; Rodentia; Sciuridae. Gene Ontology annotation, cellular component: cytoplasm; nucleus; plasma membrane.